Messenger RNA from Leptosia nina, 2673 nucleotides. The record is from the annotation of a GenBank genome assembly. NCBI's taxonomy places the organism in Eukaryota, Metazoa, Arthropoda, Insecta, Lepidoptera, Pieridae.
AUGGCGGCAAACAACCCAUUCAAUAAUCUGCUACAGGCUAUCAAUGUAAACGGAAAGACUUAUAAAUAUUAUGAUAUUAGUCAGCUUGGAGAAAAAUUUGACCGUCUGCCGUUCAGCAUCCGAGUGCUGCUGGAGUCUUGCGUUCGGAACUGCGACAACUUCCAAGUGCUCGAGAAGGACGUCCAGAAUGUUCUAGAAUGGGAAAAGAACCAGACAGCCGAUGACGUCGAGGUCGCCUUCAAACCUGCUAGAGUUAUCUUACAGGACUUUACUGGUGUACCAGCAGUGGUAGACUUCGCAGCUAUGCGUGAUGCUGUACGAAAUUUAGGUGGUGAUCCAGAUAAAAUCAACCCAAUAUGCCCAGCUGAUCUUGUCAUAGACCAUUCUGUCCAGGUUGAUUUCUCUAGAAGCCCAGAUGCUUUGGUGAAGAACCAGGAAUUAGAAUUUGAAAGGAACAAGGAGAGAUUUCAAUUCUUAAAGUGGGGUGCCCAAGCUUUCAACAAUAUGUUAAUAGUACCACCAGGUGCUGGAAUAGUACAUCAGGUAAAUUUGGAGUAUUUGGCUCGAGUGGUGUUCACGGAUGACUUGCUCUAUCCAGACUCCGUGGUAGGGACAGACAGUCACACCACCAUGAUUAAUGGGUUGGGAGUGGUGGGAUGGGGCGCUGGAGGUAUCGAAGCGGAGGCCGUCAUGCUGGGUCAAGCUAUAAGCAUGCUGCUACCAAAAGUUGUCGGGUACAAAUUGAUUGGUGAAUUAAAUCCCAUGGCCACUUCUACCGAUCUCGUUCUCACUAUUACCAAGCACCUCCGUUCACUGGGUGUGGUGGGUAAAUUCGUGGAGUUCUUCGGCCCAGGAGUGUCGGCUCUCAGUAUAGCCGACCGGGCGACUGUGGCCAACAUGUGUCCAGAAUUUGGUGCAACGGUCGCCUUUUUCCCGGUCGACGAACGCUCUUUGGACUAUUUAGGACAGACCAAUCGCUCGGAGGAAAAAAUCAACAUCAUCAAACAAUACCUCAAGGCAACAAAACAGUUCAGAGAUUACAAUAACACUGACCAAGAUCCCGUUUUCUCUGAGGUGGUAGAGCUAGACCUUUCUACUGUCGUCACAUCAGUGAGCGGGCCCAAGAGACCCCAAGAUCGAGUGUCAGUCUCUAACAUGAAGAAAGACUUCGGGGAGUGUCUCACUAAUAAGAUCGGCUUCAAAGGAUUUGGCCUAUCACCGAACAGCCUUUCAUCAUCCGGCUCCUUCACCUUUAGUGAUGGCCAGACCUACUCCAUCACCCAUGGCUCAGUCAUCAUCGCGGCGAUCACCUCGUGUACUAACACAUCUAACCCUAGUGUUAUGCUAGGAGCUGGUCUCCUAGCAAAGAAAGCAGUAGAGAACGGUCUAAGCGUGUUGCCAUAUAUAAAGACAUCUUUGUCUCCUGGUUCUGGUGUUGUCACAUACUAUCUCAAGGAGUCCGGAGUGAUACCGUACUUGGAAAAGUUGGGCUUUGACGUUGUUGGAUACGGGUGCAUGACUUGCAUUGGAAACUCUGGACCGAUAGAUGACAACAUUGCUAAUACUAUCGAAAAGAACGAGCUGGUCUGCUGCGGUGUGCUAUCCGGGAACAGGAACUUCGAGGGUAGGAUCCAUCCAUACACCCGCGCUAACUAUCUGGCGUCGCCACUGUUAGUAAUAGCGUACGCUCUCGCUGGGACGGUGGACAUCGACUUUGAAACACAACCUCUUGGCAAGCGGUCUGACGGCAGUCCUGUCUUCCUUAACGACAUUUGGCCUACCCGGGCCGAAAUCCAAGAAGUCGAGAACAAGCAUGUUAUCCCGGGAAUGUUUAAAGAGGUCUAUUCCAAGAUUGAGAAAGGCUCUUCAUCGUGGCAAGAGCUGGACGUACCGCAAGGGAAGAUAUACGGUUGGGAUCCCAACUCCACUUAUAUUAAGAAGCCACCGUUCUUCGAUGACAUGACAAGGGAUCUCCCCCCCGCGGUGAGUAUCAAGGGUGCCAGAUGUCUCCUUCUUUUGGGUGAUUCGGUGACCACAGACCAUAUUUCCCCAGCCGGGUCUAUCGCAAGGAAUUCUCCUGCAGCUAGAUACCUCGCUGGUAGAGGCCUCACGCCCCGCGAAUUCAACUCGUACGGAUCAAGGAGAGGCAACGACGCAAUAAUGUCGCGAGGAACGUUCGCUAACAUUCGUCUAGUGAACAAAAUGGUGGACAGCGCAGGUCCCAAGACCAAACAUUACCCCAGCGGGGAUGUUAUGGACAUAUACGAUGCGGCUGAGAGAUACGCGAACGAGAAAGUGCCUCUGAUAGCUGUUGUUGGAAAGGACUACGGUUCCGGCUCAAGUAGAGAUUGGGCAGCGAAAGGCCCGUUUUUGCUGGGCAUAAAAGCCGUGAUAGCUGAAUCUUUUGAGCGUAUCCACCGAUCCAAUUUGGUGGGGAUGGGCAUCAUGCCACUCCAGUUCCUGCCAGGUGAGAACGCGGAAACACAUGGACUCACUGGACAAGAGACGUACCAAAUCGAUGUACCCGAAGACUUGAAGACGCAUCAAUUGCUGACUGUACAGGUAUCCUCGGGCAAAUCAUUCCAGGUGAAAGUACGUUUCGACACAGAGGUCGACCUAACAUACUUCAGGAACGGUGGAAUACUUAACUACAUGAUCAGGGGGAUGCUGUGA